Molecule: messenger RNA, 1573 nt
Organism: Micropterus salmoides (largemouth bass)
Lineage: Eukaryota; Metazoa; Chordata; Actinopteri; Centrarchiformes; Centrarchidae
Gene: pgpep1l
Product: pyroglutamyl-peptidase I like
Exons: 5
Coding region: 298-900 (200 amino acids)
Biological process (GO): proteolysis
Cellular component (GO): cytosol
Molecular function (GO): pyroglutamyl-peptidase activity
Source: RefSeq, a predicted model, not a curated record
UUACUAUAUUCAUUUUUUUCAGUCCAGUCUUAUUAUCAGGUUAAUUAAACGUGUAAUUAAACUUGUAACUUGUAUUCGAACUGUAAAUGUCAAAGUGAGGAUUUACCUGAAGCACUUGAAUGCAUCACAUCCACACAACCUUUUCGUCAUCUAUUUGCCGGGGAAUAGCUCCCCCACGCGGGCAAAAGGUGUGCUGCGGGAGCUAACAUAAGCCUUUUUGUUUUUCAGUGUAUAUUGCUACUGUUGUGAAGUGCGUGGCACCAUGCCUUCCUUACUAACUGUAUACUUCACUGCGUCAUGAAUGGGGGCGAAAUUGUGGUCGUAACAGGCUUCGGACCUUUCAGACAGUUUUUAGUGAACCCCAGCUGGAAAGCAGCCCAGGGGUUGAAGUUGGUCGGAUUGGGAGAGCAGACUGGUGUUUACAUUAAAGAGUUACCAGUGAGUUAUAUUAAGACUCAGCAAAUCAUCGCAGAGAUUUGGCAAACUCUUCACCCAAAGUUCGCUGUACAUCUGGGUGUGGCCAGAGGUUCCAGUGUCAUCAUUCUGGAGCAAACAGGGAAGAACAGUGGAUACAGAGACAAAGAUGUGCGUGGCUUCUGUCCUGAAAGUCACUGCUGUGUGGAAGGAGGACCACAGAAACUUGACUCAGUCCUUAACAUGAGGGCCAUCUCCAAAGACUUCAAACAAGCAGGGAAGGAUGUCAUUUAUUCAAGAGAUGCUGGCAGGUACCUGUGUGAUUUUGCCUAUUACUGCUCACUGUAUCACGGUCAGAGGAGAGCAGCCCUCAUCCAUUUACCCUCAUCUGGCAGCCUGACCUCAGCUGACAAACUGGUGCCCCUGCUGCAGACCCUCAUUCAGACCAUGCUUGACCAGCUGGAGGACCCUCCAGAAAGAGCAUGAAGAGAUGAUGACAGCGCGCUUCCUCGAACCAGCGGUCAGCGAGGUCGAUCUUCUGAUGAAGACAUUUCACAUGACAUAGACGCACAUUACAGACCAUAAUCACUGAAUGACGGGGAUGAGGCCUCAGAGGUAAAUAAAUAGCAAACAUAGUCUUAUAGUUCUCAUUCAUUUAUUUAUUCAAAAUUUCAGGGGAAAAAAAAGAAAUACAAGAGAUUUUCAUACACAUUUGAAGAUGGCAUUUUAAAAAAUACACCAUCUCAGCUAUAGAUGUGAAAAAAUGUUGAGGCCUCAGAUACAGAUCUUGAAAAAAAGACUAGUGAAUUUUUUUUUUUUUUUUUUUUUUGAUUAUUUCUUUCCCCAAUCACGUAAUGAACACAGAGAUCUUGUGAAAGUAUUGUAAUAAAAUAAAAGUAGUAGACCAAGGCCCCCUCAGAAGGUAUAGGAAUGCAAAUAAAACUAAAAACAGAGGCAUGACAAUGAUAAACCUCAAACUUAUUAUUGCAGUUUGAAUGCACUGACGCAUCCUCCAUGAACCUGAGGUUUGCAUGAAGAACAUUCUGAAGAAUUAAGGUGAUAAAUAUGACUAAGUUGAAUGUAUUUUUUUUAGUUAGCUACUGUAUAUUUACGCAGCAAUCUGGUAAUGCAAUAAAAGCAACUAGCGUGAAGCUGUAAA